Thunnus maccoyii (southern bluefin tuna) is the source of this 4257-nucleotide messenger RNA. It is a transcript of the gene brsk1b, whose product is annotated as BR serine/threonine kinase 1b. Gene Ontology annotation, cellular component: cytoplasm. Bases 1045 to 3660 code for a protein of 871 amino acids. The transcript has 20 exons. Lineage: Eukaryota; Metazoa; Chordata; Actinopteri; Scombriformes; Scombridae. Gene Ontology annotation, molecular function: protein serine/threonine kinase activity; tau-protein kinase activity; ATP binding. The record is from RefSeq and is a predicted model, not a curated record. Gene Ontology annotation, biological process: microtubule cytoskeleton organization; protein phosphorylation; intracellular signal transduction.
GCCAGCUGAGGAUGCUUGUUGUUUCUAGAAACAGGAUUAAUCACCGGGUUGAGCGCUGAUCCUCCUCCGGUGCACCGAGCGCACCUCGCUCCGCUGCAGCCGUCCUGACCGUGGGCGCGUUUUGCCUGUCUGGCCCGGUCUGCCCGCGGCUGUUUGCCUCUUUGAUGCUCUCCCCCUUCUUCCUCUAUUUCCUGAUGCAGGGCCGGGGAGGGGGUGAGCCAAAGUGUGCACCGGAUAUUGGAAAACCCAUUCUUCUUGCUGAUGCUGUUGUGAUAAUAGAUUAUUAUCUGGACAACGCCGCAUCUGCACAGAAAGGCAGAUCCUGACCAAACGAGGCCGGACUUGAGAAGGAAAGGGAAUAUGAACGAGCUUGGAAGGGUUAUGAAAUUGUUUUUUGGACGUUAGGAGGGGAGGAGGGGGGUCCCUGAUAUCGAUCAGAGAAUGGAUUCAAUCAGGGCAUUCUGACUUGGGAUAUUUGAGACUCUGCACUUACAGAAAUCAAUCUGUGGCAAAUGUAGCCUUCCUGUCCAGGUCUGAAUGAGAUUUUUCUGUUCUGCUCCACUUUGGGCCAGCUGCAUAAGCUAAAAAAAAGGAUCAAUCAGCUUUAAACUACUGUUAUUUAUAGCAAGGGGUGGGUUUCAUUUGACUGGCGGCGAUUAUUCGCAUCAUUCUGGACAUCUCCCAUCACUUGGCACCGGUCAAACCUCACACGUCCUCUCCACGUUUUCUACCUUCCCUCUGAAUGAUGCUGCUUUCUCUGCUGUAGUAAAAGAGACACAACCCGAUAGUGGAAAAAGAUUUCUAGGCCUUACAGAGUGGGAUUCGGGCCGGUUCUCACUCCCUGCACGCAGGUUUAGGUUGCUGCCUGACCGCAUGACAAAUAAGUGCAUGGGAGUAGCCUGCAGGGCCCGGCUUUAGAUCACGAUCAGUCCUCUCCUCUACAUCGCCGUACAACCGCCUGUGAUGUGCGUUACGGCAUUUCGCACCGAGCAGGACCGAUCUUGAUCUGCCUUAUAUCAGGAAUAUAAUUUCAUCACUUGAAAGAUGAGCAGCAAGGAGCUGACGCUGGGCCAGUCCAGCCAGUAUGUGGGGCCUUACCGGCUGGAGAAGACCCUCGGGAAGGGACAGACAGGACUGGUGAAGCUGGGUGUCCACUGUAUAACCGGGCAGAAGGUGGCCAUAAAGAUUGUCAACAGAGAGAAACUCUCAGAAUCAGUCCUAAUGAAGGUGGAGAGAGAAAUAGCUAUUCUUAAACUAAUAGAGCACCCUCACGUUCUGAAGCUGCAUGAUGUCUAUGAGAAUAACAAAUACCUGUACCUGGUGUUAGAGCAUGUGUCUGGUGGAGAGUUAUUCGACUACCUGGUGAAGAAGGGCCGGCUGACUCCCAAAGAGGCCCGGAAGUUCUUCAGACAAAUUAUUUCUGCCCUCGACUUCUGCCACAAUCACUCUAUAUGUCACAGAGACCUGAAGCCAGAGAAUCUUCUCCUGGAUGAGAAGAAUAACAUCAGGAUAGCAGACUUUGGCAUGGCUUCUCUACAAGUCGGGGAUAGCCUGCUGGAAACCAGUUGUGGAUCCCCACAUUAUGCUUGCCCAGAGGUCAUAAGGGGAGAGAAGUAUGAUGGUCGCAGGGCAGAUGUUUGGAGUUGUGGAGUCAUCCUCUUUGCUCUUCUUGUGGGUGCCUUGCCCUUUGACCAUGACAACCUGCGGCAGCUUCUCGAGAAAGUGAAGAGCGGGGUAUUCCACAUGCCACACUUUAUACCUCCUGACUGCCAAGCAUUGCUCAAAGGAAUGAUAGAAGUCAACCCUGACAAGAGACUCACGCUAGAAGCAAUACAGAAACACAACUGGUACCAGGGUGGUCGUAAUGAGCCUUGCCCAGAGCAGCCGCCCCCUCGCCGGGUGUGUGUGAAGAGGAUCCUAUCCUUAACUGAGCUAGACCCUGACGUCCUGGAAAGCAUGUACUCUUUAGGGUGCUUCAGAGACCGGGUCAAACUCACACAGGACCUUACAAGUGAGGAGGAGAACCAGGAAAAGAUGAUCUACUACCUCCUGUUGGACAGAAAAGAGCGAUACCCCAGCUGUGAGGAUGAGGACCUGCCACCCAGAAAUGACAUAGACCCACCCAGGAAGCGCGUGGACUCCCCUAUGUUGACACGUCACGGCCGUUGUCGCCCAGAGAGGAAGAGCCUGGAGGUCCUCAGUGUCACAGAACAGGGGUCUCCCACCCCACCUCGCAGGGCCCUGGACACUAAUGCACACAGCCAGAGGUCUCGUUCAGUCAGCGGAGCGUCCACAGGUCUGUCCUCUAGUCCUCUCAGCAGUCCCAGGAGCCCGGUCUUCACUUUCAGCCAAUCAGAAGUCACAUCCACCUCCGCCUCAUCCUCCAAAGACCCCAAACCAGCGAGUAGCACCACCCCUCGGCCUACCCGCCCGGCGCCUGACCCAAAAACCCAGACCCUGCCCUCAAAGGGCCCCACAGACCGACCCCAGCUCCACUCCAUGAAGUCCCUCCCUCUCCAGACUCCACGCUCCCCUUCCCCAUCCCCCUCCCCACUCCUCUCCCCCAUUCCACGCUUUUUCAACUUCCCCUCACCAUCUGUCUUCAAGUCCAAGAACAUCCACUCGUCCUCUAACUCCUCUGCCACCCCUCCUCCUGUGUCGCAGGUCACGCCGCAGGGCUCACCGCUGCCCACCCCGCUGGGCACGCCUGUGCACCAAAUCCAACACCCUUCCUCCACCACCCCUCCCUCCUCUUCCUCCUCGUCUUCUUCUUCCAGAGCGGACGGAGCCGGCGGGGCCUCACUGUCACUGACCCCGCCCUCCAGCCCGGGCGGCAGUGGCGGUCUGGCUGCCUCAAGCUCUGCCCACUGGAGAACAAGGCUCAACUCGUUCAAAAACAACCUGCUGGGCUCGCCGCGCUUCCAUCGGCGCAAACUGCAAGUCCCCACAUCAGAGGACAUGUCCAGUUUGACUCCAGAGUCAAGUCCAGAACUGGCUAAGAGGUCCUGGUUCGGUAACUUCAUCAACCUGGAGAAAGAGGAGCAGAUCUUUGUUUUGAUUAGAGACAAGCCACUCAGCUCUAUCAAGGCUGACAUCGUCCAUGCCUUUCUGUCCAUCCCAUCCCUCAGCCACAGUGUGGUGUCUCAGAACAGUUUCCGGGCAGAGUACAAGUCCUCCGGUGGCCCCUCUGUCUUCCAGAAGCCUGUCAAGUUCCAAGUGGACAUUGCUUUCUCUGAGGGAGAGAGAGAGCGUGAGAGGGAGCGAGCAGAGAGGGAAGGAAGAAGAGAGAUGGGCAUCUACAGCGUCACCUUCACUCUAAUAACAGGUCCUAGUCGCAGAUUCAAGAGAGUGGUGGAAACCAUUCAGGCUCAGCUCCUAAGUACUCACGAUCAGCCUUCUGUGCAGGCACUGGCUGGUGAGGAGAACACCCAUACAAAUGAGAAGAAUGGUCAGCUUUCCCGCCAGCCCAGCACUCCUUCGCGUCAGAAUUCCCGGCGUUCCGAAAGUGGAUCAGAACGGGAGCGGGGAGAGAAGGACCGUGUGGCAGAUGGGGGGAGCGGGAGCGGGAGUAGCAGCGGGACCGUCUUACAGAGGCGGGGCUCGGGGAAAGACAAGACCAGACUCCUCUCGUCGUCCAACGGGACGCAGUCUCAUCCUUGAAAAGAAUGUUGUGGGAGAGAGGCGAGGGUCAUCUGCCCGGCCGCUCUCUUCCUUCCCUCUAUCCUUCCCAUAAUCUUUCCUUAUCUGUUUCCUUCCUUCCUGCCUUGCUUCCUACCAUCAUUCCCUAGCAAUGGAAUGGAGGAGGGGGAAGGUUUUCCUUGAAGCUGAUCUGAGGAUAUGAUGGAAAAUUCCCCACAAAUGGCUGGUUUUAGCAGAAAUGUAUAUUUGUAGGGGUGACGGAGGCAGGUUGAGCUGAUCUCUAGUCAGCCUUCAAGGGCAGCUUCACCCCGGAGGGACGAGUCAGAGGACAGGAUGUCCAAAAAGUCCCACCUUACCAGAGAAAUACAGGAAAAGCUCACAGCCAGGGAAACGCAUAGUUCACCCACUCCGAAUCAAGAAAGCACACGAUCUUCCCACCGACCAAUCAGAUGCAACACAUGGUUCACACCCAACAGGAAACCUCCCAUCAGUCAGUCAAAAUGGCACAGGAAGAUACAGGCCAAUGACAGAGCACCUCAAGACAUUUUCAUUCAUCAUCUCCACUGUCUGGUCAACUCCUGACCAGCCAACCUGCAUCAUCAAGUAUCCUCAAUGUCA